Messenger RNA from Cynocephalus volans (Philippine flying lemur), 1228 nucleotides. It is a transcript of the gene TBCC, whose product is annotated as tubulin folding cofactor C. NCBI's taxonomy places the organism in Eukaryota, Metazoa, Chordata, Mammalia, Dermoptera, Cynocephalidae. The coding region runs from base 23 to 1060 and encodes 345 amino acids. Gene Ontology annotation, molecular function: tubulin binding. Gene Ontology annotation, cellular component: cytoplasm. The transcript has a single exon. Gene Ontology annotation, biological process: tubulin complex assembly; post-chaperonin tubulin folding pathway. The record is from RefSeq and is a predicted model, not a curated record.
AGAGAGGAAGCUUGAAGUCAACAUGGAGGCUGCCAGUUGCUCCGCAGCUACUGUAGGGAACGGGGAUAUGGGGUCCCAGCGGGACCUGAGCCUGGUGCCUAAGCGGCUUCAGAGACGCGAACAGGAGCGGCAACUGGAAGUGGAAAGGCGGAGGCAAAAGCGGCAGAACCAGGAGGUGGAGGAGGAGAAGAGCGAGUUUUUCGCUGCCGCCUUCUCUCGGGAGCGAGCGGCUGUGGAAGAGCUUCUGGAGAGCGGGGAGUCGGUCGAGCGGCUGGAGGAGGCAGCCUCUCGGCUGUAUGGCCUGCAGAAACUUCUCAACGACUCGGUUUUGUUCCUAGCUGCCUACGACCUGCGGCAGGGACAAGAGGCGCUGGCGCGGCUGCAGGCGGCGCUGGCCGAGCGGCGCCAAGAGCUGCAGCCCAAGAAGCGUUUCGCUUUCAAGAACCGGAAGAAGGAUGCUGCUUCGGCCACCAAAGCAGACGCGGCUCCUGGCGCCCCGGCGGCUGAAGGCAUCCUGGCCUCCCCGUUGCCCUUGAAGGAGGAGAGAGGCUUCGGCCCCAGCUGGGUCUGCGGCUUUUCCAAUCUGGAGUCCCAAGUCUUGGAGAAGAGAGCCGACGAGCUCCACCAGCACGACGUUCUUUUGACCGAGCUGAGCAACUGCACGAUCAAACUGUAUGGCAAUCCCAACACCCUGCGGCUGACUAAGGCUCGCGGCUGCAAGGUGCUCUGCGGCCCCGUGUCCACCUCUGUGUUCCUGGAGGACUGCAGUGACUGCGUCCUGGCCGUGGCCUGCCAACAGCUCCGCAUACACACUACGAGAGACACCCGCAUCUUCCUGCAGGUGGUCAGCAGGGCCAUCGUGGAGGACUGCAAUGGGAUCCAGUUCGCCCCUUACACCUGGAACUAUCCGGGGAUCGACAAGGACUUCGAAGGCUCUGGUUUAGACAGAAGCAAAAAUAACUGGACCGACGUUGACGAUUUCAACUGGCUAGCCCGGGAUGUGGCCUCCCCAAACUGGAGUAUUCUUCCUGAAGAGGAGCGAAAGAUCCAGUGGGACUAAACAGUUGUCACUCUGUUCUUCACUCCUAUCAAAAUGCUUUCCAUGUAGGACUGCCUCUAGUUAACGGGACCCCGAAGUUUACUUAUUCUUGUCAUACUGUAUAUGUUUUCAGUAUUUUAAUGCUUGAGAUUGUGAUAGGCUUCUACUUGUAAUUUCAAUUAAAUUAAU